Molecule: messenger RNA, 1747 nt
Organism: Formica exsecta
Lineage: Eukaryota; Metazoa; Arthropoda; Insecta; Hymenoptera; Formicidae
Product: putative nuclease HARBI1
Exons: 2
Coding region: 775-1251 (158 amino acids)
Source: RefSeq, a predicted model, not a curated record
UUACAUGGAGCAGAUUUUGAGCGGAAAAGCGGAACGGAAAAUUAUAAAAUAUUAAUUUUUAACGAUAUUUAUUGAUUAAAAUGCUUAUAUUCAAUAGAUAAGCUAAAAAGAUAAGCAUAUUAAUGAAAAUUACAAUUAAUUAAGUGAAAACAAUGUUAAAAAAUGAAUAAAAAUAUUUAUUUGUUACCAUAUCGUUCCGCUUUUCCGCGCAAAUUGUGCUUCAUGUAAUAUAAGGAAAAAACAUUCGCGGAACGAGCGCGUCAAAUAUUAAGUGGAUACAGUAUAUUCCAUCAAAUUUUGGAGACGAGUGAAGGAGAACGUUUUUAUAUAUUUCGAUUAUUUUAUUAUUUUAAAAGUAACAGUAUAAUAAUGGAUCCAAAUAUCAUAUUGAUGAUUAUUAUGAAGUAUCUCAUAUAAGCACGGGAUGAACCGAUGAGAUAUGCAGAGAUAACUAUGAAAAAGGUUAUCUCAAUGUAUAUUUUAUAUUUGCGUUACAAGAAACUGCAAGGCAGAAAGAACCGUAAAAUAUGGGUACGGCCUAUUUUUACUGAGACAAGAAGACUUCUUCAAGGUGACAGCGACAAUCUACUUGUGGAGAUGCGAUUGGGAGAUCCUGAAAAAUAUUUCAACUAUCUCAGAAUGUCACCAAUAAUGUUUACCGAAUUACUCAAUAUUGUUUGGCCACUCAUCGAAAAACAACAUGUAGUUCGACAACCAAUAUCGGCCAGAACGAGAUUAUAGGUGACUAUACGAUGGUUGGCAUCUGGAGACAGCAUGACAUCACUAUCGUAUGCUUACCGCAUUGCCCAAUGUACGCUAUCACGAAUUAUUCCGGAAACUUGUAAAGCAAUUUGGCUCUCCUUAAAGGAAAAAGUUAUGAUUGAUCCAACCGAUGAAAAUUGGAGUACAAUUGCAGAAGACGUUGAGACAACAUGCCAAUUUCCACACUGCAUAGGCGCUAUCGAUGGGAAGCAUGUCGAAAUUCAGGCACCGCCUCGUAGUGGUUCCUGCUACUACAACUAUAAAGGAAAGCAUAGCAUAAACCUGCUCGCAGUAAGUGAUGCCAAGAACCGCUUCACUAUUGUUGAUAUUGGAGCAGAAGGAAGGCAAAGCGACGGAGGUGUUUUUGAAAACAGCGGGUUACCGCAUUUACUUGAAACAAAUGCUCUCCAUAUCCCUCUACCUAUCGUCUGGAUAAUAUGGAUUUGGAUUUUCCGUACGUUUUGUUGGGAGAUGAGGCUUUUCCUCUAAGCACACAUAUGAUGCGACCAUACCCUCGAAGUGGACGGCUAAAUAUCAGCAGAAAAAUUUUCAACUAUCGCUUGAGUCGAGCAAGGAGAACAGUUGAAUGUGCUUUCGGAAUUUUGGUUGCAAGAUGGAGAAUAUAUCGUCAACCUAUUGUUACAUGCACAUCUACUGCCGUAAAAGCUGUACAAGCAACAGUUGUCUUGCAUAAUUUUAUUAUUAAUAAAGAAUUGGACUUACCACUUGCAGAAAGAAGGUAUUGUACUAUACAAGAAGAAGAGUUUAAUCUCCUGGCUACAAGUAAUGGAUUAACAGAUGUAAAUUAUAGAAAUACUUCACAAAAGUCUGCAGCAGUGAAAAUUCGAGACAACUUUACUCAUUAUUUCGAGCAUGUCAAUCCUCUAUCAUGGCAGUGGGAUAAAGUUUUAACUAACAACUUUUAAAAUAUGUAGUUUUAAUUCAACGCACUUGUAAAUAACUGUAUUAAUUAGAAUUUUGUAUU